AUGGCGGUGGUUUUGCUGAAUCUUCUUAUAUGUGUCUCCCUGUUCUACACGGUGUACUAUGUGUCUCUGAGCAUGUGCUGUGUGACACUCAAGGUACAUGAGUUGGAUAUCCUGGCACUGUUUGAUUUCAAAACAAAUCCCUCGUGGCUCAACACAAAUUAUAAAGUUAUUUUAGUCUCAACAGAAGUCACCUACUUUGUUUGUGGAUUGCUUUUCGUUCUGGUUGUGGAAGAAUGGGUUUGGGAUUACGCUAUCUCAGUAACUAUUCUUCAUGUUGCUAUCACUUCAACUGUUAUGUUGGAAUUCCCUUUGACGUCACAUUGGUGGGCUGCUUUAGGUAUAUUGGAAUUACUCCAGUUUAGAUUCUCUAAGGCAUAA
Molecule: messenger RNA, 378 nt
Organism: Cynocephalus volans (Philippine flying lemur)
Lineage: Eukaryota; Metazoa; Chordata; Mammalia; Dermoptera; Cynocephalidae
Gene: TMEM244
Product: transmembrane protein 244
Exons: 5
Coding region: 1-378 (125 amino acids)
Source: RefSeq, a predicted model, not a curated record